Molecule: messenger RNA, 648 nt
Organism: Humulus lupulus (European hop)
Lineage: Eukaryota; Viridiplantae; Streptophyta; Magnoliopsida; Rosales; Cannabaceae
Exons: 2
Coding region: 79-396 (105 amino acids)
Source: RefSeq, a predicted model, not a curated record
CUUCGCUUCUAUAAAAAGACAUAACUGUAAGUUGAGUUUGUGCAAAAUAUAUCGAAAAUAUUUAAUAAAAUAGAGAAUAUGGAGAGAAAGAUUGUCAAUAUUCUGGUGGCUGCGGCUCUAGUUUUUCUGGUAGCCACCUCUUUUGGUCCAUCCGCAUUUGCAGAAAGUGAGAAGGUGGAACUAAGAUCCGAUGGUAGAAAUGAUCAUCAUGUGGAUACUGCUAAGAUGGACGUGUCAUACCCAUACUCACUCUCGAACGUAAUCGUGGAAGAUAACACAUUGGGGAUUCAAUUCUGUGGGUUAUGCCUAAAGCCUGGCGUCACAUGUGAGAAGGGAUGUCUUUGUACUUGGAAAUUAGGUUGGCUUGUACCUAUUUGCAAGGGCCUGUGCUGCUAAAUCUAGAACAUAUAUGCAUCACCAUCGUGAUGGUUUGUUGAUACUUUGCAUAUUGAAUAAUGCCAACUCUUCAUAUUUAUGUAUAAGAAGCAUUAGAUUUAUGUAGUCCUGCAUGUCCUGCUGCUUCUUGAUUUAUUGGUCGAUCUUCUUUUAUUUUUAAUGCUGAAAGUCAUUAUGUAAGUUUGUUAUGUUUGUAAUAAUUUAAACUUUCACUUUAUAUAAUUAAUAAAAGUACUGUUGAUGUUGUGAUAA